AAAACGAUCUUGCGCAGAACCUGCGCGGCGAGCAUUUGGAGCUCGUGCUGGAUGUUGGCUCUCAGCUCGCUCGCGCUCACUCAACGCAACCCACUUUUCUUUCCGGGCACGGGAAGGAGCUCGCGCAGCGCAUCCGCUCCCGCCGCGAGAGGAACCUGCCUCUUGCUUCCUUUUUUGCGUGCGUUUUUUGGGUUUUACGCACGACUUUGGUUUGGCUUGGGCUUGGCGUUGGUUCGGCGUUGGGUUCAGCAGCAUCACCACCGGUACCAAAACAGUUUUGAGGGGCUUUAGGAGCUUUGGAUGGGAGCGUACUGCGAAUAGCUGCGUCCUGAAGUUCGGAGCCCAAGCAUUUUCUCCUUUCCAACCUUUCCAUCCUUUUAUUUCUUUAUUCUUUUGUUCGUUUUUUCCGUUUUUUCCUCCUUUUUUCUGCGCGCACGGAGGCGCUUGUGCUCCUACUCGGCUCCUCGGACGAGAGGCAUCUGGCGCGUGGGAAAUGUGAAGAAGCUUUAAAAAAGUAUGGCAUGCAAACAUGGUCUCGGCCAAGAAGGAGACGGUGACUGCGAUGUACCCCGCGUCCAUUUCUACAAUCCUCUGCUUGCUCUGCGUGACGGCUUGCAUCAAGAGGAUAUCUGGACAGCUCAAGAAGGAGGAUAAGUUGUAUCCCGAGAAUUUCACACGCAUAUUGGACAGGCUGCUGGACGGCUAUGACAACAGACUAAGACCUGGAUUCGGGGGUCGAGAGACGGAGGUGAAGACUGACAUCUAUGUCACCAGUUUUGGCCCAGUGUCUGAUGUGGAAAUGGAGUACACAAUGGACGUGUUCUUCAGACAGACCUGGGUUGACCAGAGGUUGAGGUAUGAGGGGCCCAUUGAGAUUCUGCGGCUAAACAACCUGAUGGUGACCAAAGUGUGGACUCCUGAUACGUUCUUCAGGAACGGCAAAAGAUCUGUGGCCCACAACAUGACCGCCCCUAACAAACUCUUCAGGAUCAUGAAAAACGGAACAAUCCUUUACACCAUGAGAUUGACAAUAAGUGCAGAGUGUCCAAUGAAGCUGGUGGAUUUUCCAAUGGACGGCCAUUCCUGUCCGCUGAAGUUUGGCAGCUAUGCUUACCCUAAGACGGAGAUGAUCUACACAUGGACCAAAGGGCCGAAGAACUCAGUGGAAGUUCCUCCUGAAUCCUCCAGCCUUGUGCAGUAUGAUCUGAUAGGACAAACUGUUUCCAGUGAAACCGUGAAAUCCAUCACAGGUGAAUAUGUGGUGAUGACUGUCUACUUCCACUUGAAACGGAAAAUGGGCUACUUCAUGAUUCAGACGUACAUCCCCUGCAUCAUGACAGUAAUCCUUUCCCAAGUGUCCUUCUGGAUAAAUAAGGAAUCCGUGCCCGCCAGAACUGUCUUCGGUAUCACCACAGUCCUCACCAUGACCACCCUGAGCAUCAGUGCCCGUCACUCUCUUCCCAAGGUCUCCUACGCCACAGCCAUGGACUGGUUCAUCGCUGUGUGCUUCGCCUUCGUCUUCUCCGCCCUGAUCGAGUUUGCAGCCGUGAACUACUUCACCAACGCCCAGGCAGAAAGAGCAAAAAAGAAGCAGGCCAAGAGCGCAGCAGCUGCAGCCGCCGCAACCGGCAAGAGCUCCACGCCGUCCGGCAAGAGCAAAGACACCGAGGAGGUUCUGCAGCAAAACUCCGACACGAAUGGCAACCUACGCAAACGCGUGAACUCCACCACUCAGUCUCAGCCCGACUCCAAAGGCAGCCAAAGAACCGAUUCCUCCAGUAAGAGCACUGCAGCUGUGAGCAAACAGCCCCAGACCAGCCAGCUAUCCUCCAGCAGCACGACAACAACAACAAGCAGCUCGGCCAGCCAAUCACGACUUCACCCCAAAUCGGCCGGUCAAGCCAACGCAGCACCCCAAGCCUCGACGUCCAAGACCACACCCCCUGCUCCGCCCUCCACACCAACCAUCCCUGGGCGGUCGUCAGGCAACACCAUCACUGCCUCCACCUCUCUUCACCAUAUUUUAGGGACCAAGUUGGAGAAUAUCCAGAAAAUGGACGCCAAGACGCCACCUGGUGGCGCCCCUGCGGCAGGAGGGACCAGCAAGAUUGACAAAUACGCUCGCAUCCUUUUCCCAGUGUCCUUCGGGGCUUUUAACAUGGUGUACUGGGUGGUGUACUUAUCCAAAGACACAAUGCAAGCAAGAGGAGGCUAAUCGCACCAGACUAGCGUGAUUUUUUUGUAAUACUUCUUCAAAGCCAAACAGCAAAUACUGAGGAUAACAUCUCCUCUCAGAGGACUGUGUCGAGCAUAUUCAAAGCAAUUCCUAGAAUUUUCUUUGUAUCAGAACACAUGGACAAGAAAACAGAUUAUGAUGAAGAUUAUAUGGGAUAUAUGAAAUUACUGUCAAACGAAAAUCCUGGGUCGUUUUUGAGAAACAGCAUGUGGAUGUAGGAUAAAAACGCCCCUAGUUUUCUCCCUGGACCGGAUCUUCAACUCAUCUGGCUGGCAACUUUCUUCAAGUGGUCGCCAUGAAUCACAAGGCACAUUAAUGGUUGAGGAUACAGGGAUGUUGCCAGUGAAACUGAAACUAGGAAACAGAAUAUCAAAAAAAUAAAAUCAUUACCAUUUAGUCUAUUUUUCUAUAGAGACGUUUUCUGAUGGUUUGCUUAGAGUGUGCAACUAAUGAGUUUCCUUUAUGUUACUUUUAAAUCACUUUUCUUUUUUUUUCUUUUUAAUUUAGGGAUGCACCGAAAUUGAUCUUUUUGGCCAAACCAAAACUGAGCAAAAUGAAACGAUUGGCCAAAGGCACAAAUACUGAACACACAGGUUUUCAUUCAUUUUGCCAGUUUUUUCACCAUAGACCACAAUAAAAUAGACAAUAUUUGCCAUAUAUUUGCAGUAUGGCUAUAUGACUCUACUACUUAAAAUAAAAAAAUGGGUAAAAACAAGCAUUUUCAUUUGAUCCUUAUUAUUAUGCCUAUAAGUGACUGCUAAAGAAUGUAACAUACACCUUUCUCUGCUUCCCAGACAGCCAGGUAAGUGUCAGACAGCCGGCUGAUGGAUUUAUGAGAGACUUACAGAUGCAAGUGCUGUAAAAGGUUUAAUAAAGGAGCCUGUUGGCUCUUGUAGGCUAACAAAAAUAAAUGAGGAGAUCAGAAAACAGUUCAAACCAUGAAAUAGAAAAACAGUAACUAAGCAGUUACAGACCAGUAACAGGCAAACGAAACACAAGGAAAAAACUUGGUAUGCAACUGUGAUCAGUUGGCAAUACUUUGCAAAGAAUGUUGCAAACUAAAGGGGUCUUUGUACAAACAGAAAAAAUUGUACACGAUUGAAACAGAUUAAUACUCAGGUGAUGUAGAACAUGAGUAAAGCGUGAGUUCAUAGUUUGGCAUGUGACAUAUAUUCAUUCCUCUAUGAGAGGUGGAUUGUGGGAGUUGUAGUUGUAAGAAUUAGCAGAGAUAAGAGGAAAGCUACAAGGCGUGACAUGUUUGCCCAAUAUGAUUCAAUAUAAUUCAAUUUAAUUCAAUACAUUUUUGGUCAAACAAUUUAGGUCGCCAAAUUUUUCGGUGCAUGCCUAUUUAAAUUGUAUUUACAUACACAGAAAAGAGCCAACCAAUGGCACGUCUGCUGAGUAAUGAUCGGCAGCAGCUGAGAGCUUGGCUCAGUGUGGGCCUGCUGGACCACCCCGUAACCUGCUGACCAGCAGCAGAAGAUCUGUAUGCAUGUCUUUUAUUUCUCUUGGACACGAGGGGAACUUUGGAAACAAGCUAUUGUAUCUUUUCUUUGUCUCUUUAGUACAGUGAUUUAUUUGUCAUUACGAAGUUUAAAGCUUUUUUUUUCUGUUUGCUUACAUUUCGCAUAGGAAUUUUCACUUCCACAAACUAAACAGAGCCAUCCUGCACUAAACUGCACCAUCUACGAUGUUCUUGUCUAAUCUUACAAAUAAUUUUAUCACUCUGUGAAUGGCUAUUGUUUUUUUAUUUUCCAUUCAGUAUUAGUUCAUUAGAAGUCUAUUAUAUUGAUGAAUGACAAAAGGAAUUAUUAAUGAAUAUGAGCUUCAUUAUUAUUGUGUGAACAACACAAAGCACCUUCGUUAUUCAUUGAAUCACUGACAUGGAAGCGUUCAAAGGGGUCAGUCACCCUUAUUGGCGUGAGUUAAUAGAUUGUGGGUGAACAUUAUGGUGCCUAAGGAAAAUGGGGCUGAAUAUUGAAUGUUAAAAAGUUCACCAGUGGCUAGCAAUAGUGGACUGUUUUUUGUUGUAAACGAACAUUGUCCAUAUUUGCUUUUCUUCUCCCCUACUUUACAAAUCCCCCCCUCUCUCUCUCUUUUUUUUCUUUCUCUCCAUCUAUCUCUCUCUCUCUCUCUCUCUCUUUCUCUCUGGCAGAAAAUAUCCAGUACUCUAGCUCAGUCCAGAAUAAAUGUCAGCCAGGGAACCAAUUUGCCUCAAUGUCUAUGUGUUUUACAUGCAUGCACAUUUCCCACAUAUCUGUUAUCAAAACCAAGAACCAGCUGGUUUGGUUGGGUAGACCUCUUACAGAAACCCUGAGCAUUGGACAGCCAUUGGACAGCUACAGCAGCAACCAGGAAGCAGUGGGGGUUAGGGCCUUGCUCAAGGGCCCAACAGUUGCAGCUUGCUGAAUCCAGCUGAAAAACGCUUAAGCCUAUCAUCAAUAACCGGGUGCCCUAGCGGCUAAGCUACCAUGAAGAAUCCUGUUUUGUCAGUUACCCUCCUGGCUGUAUCAGCUAUUUAUUAAUAUAAAUAUAGGCACUGUAGUUAUACAAUAUAUUCAACUACUUGUGGACACCCCUUCUAAUUAUUACAACCAGUUACAUUAAGCUACACCCAUUGAUGACACAGAAUAAAAAAGGACUAUCUAAAGCUGAUGAACAUGAAGCUAUUAGCUCCAUGCCUAAUGCCAGACAUACUAAGUCAUUAUAUCCGUGUAACAUUGUGUAGCAUUGCAUUGUCUGACAGCAUCUAAAAACAGUCAUAACAAACAUACCUUCCUAAUAGUAGGAAUAACCACCCUUUGCUUAGAUAACACUAGCAUCAUGUCAUGGCAUAUGUGUGUAUAUGAAUAUAUAUGCUCAAAAACAUCAUAGAAUAAAUGAUUUUACAUUGGCACUGAAAAAUUAGCACUGAACAUUUGGAAUGUUUUUUUUCUUCCAUUUUUUUCUACCAUGAAGUGAGAAAAAGAGUUUUAGUGAGCCCUUUUCAAGAAUGUCAAUAUAUAGUUUUGGAAAAAAAAAAUGAGACCACUUACAAAUGAUGAGUUUCUUUGAUUUUAUCAAAUUGAAAACCUCUGGAAACCUCUUGAAAAUAUAAUCAAGAGGAAGAUGGAUGGAACUGCUUGAAAUUUUGCACCAGCAGUGUCAUAAAGUUAUCCAAAAGCAGUGUGUAAGACUGGUGGAGCAGAACAUGCCAAGAUGCAUGAAACUGUGAUGAAAAAAACAGGGUUAUUCCACCAAAUAUUAGUUUCUAAGCUCUUAAAACUUUAUUAAUAUGAACUUGUUUUCUUUGGAUUAUUUGAGGUCUGAAUGCUCUGCAUCUUUUUUGUGAUUUCACCCAUUUCUCAUUUUCUGCAAAUAAAUGCUCUAAAUGACAAUAUUUCUAUUUGGAAUUUGGGAGAAAUGUUGUCUGUAGUUUAUUGAAUGAAACAACAAUGUCCAUUUUCCUCAAACAUAAACAUAUAAAUAUCUAAAUCAGAAAAAAAAAAUAUUCAGACACUGAAGUGGUCUCAUCAUUUUUUCCAGAGCUGUAUAAACUAAAUUUCCCUUCUAGGAGAAUCGAGUUACUGUAUUUUCUUUACCAUUGUAAGCAACAAUGUCUCUGAGAGCUAAUUAUAUGAGUUAUUGUCUAGUCAGACUGCACCUGUAUUCCUUUUGAUAUGAUAUGAUUUGAUAUGAUAUCCCAAAUGUCAAUCUUUGCAAAAGUCACUACACUAAAUUCUCAGAAUUCAAUUUAUUACUGUAAGUAAUUUUAUUUUAAGUGUCUUGAUGAAUGAAGGACUGCAAGUCUAGAUAAAGCACAUUUAAUUCUUUGGACAAAACUAUAUAAUACUACAAAUUUUAAUACAUAUUAUUUAUUUCUGCCAAAAUGGAGAAAUAGUUGAUAAUUGGUUAUUUUUUUUGGAAGGGCUCAACUAUUGGUGUAGAGAAAAAGUCUCCAGAUAUCCAGAUCUGUGGAUUCAAACAGGCCUGUUCCCAUCAAUAUAAACCUCCACCCCACCCACCCAUCCCUUCACCCUCCUCAUUAUUCCCUUAUUGAUCGCUCAAGCUAUUAAAAAGUCAGAGCACCAUCCUGCAGUCAGAGAUUAAUCUAGAGAGCGGAUGCUUUUCAGUUCUGAUCUCAGACCAUUUCCAGCGUAUCUGUGAAAAGGGUCUGUGAGGCUUUCAGUCUGAUUACUAACAGGAGGAGCGGGUGUGUUUCUCUCUGUGGUCUUGCCUUUACUAUUCUGUUCUUUUUUCUGUGCUUUCUGUUGGUGCUCUAUUUGAGUCAUGGGCCUAAAGGCUAAGCGUUAAGUGGGUAAGUAGCGGAGGGUCCCUGGGAGUAUGGCCCAGUGUUCCAGACGCUUACCUCAACUGAGGAAGUGUCACUUGUACAAGGAACCGGGAGGCUUAUUACAUUGCCUGUGCUUUUCCCUUGUCUCUUUAUUUGUCCUUUUCUUCUCUCUCUCUCUCUCUCUCUCUCUCUCUCUCUUUCUCUCUCUAUAUAUCUCUCUCUCACAUACACACCCACAAGUGUGUGGGUGUGUGUGUGUAAAAAGCUGUCAUGUUUUGAGGACUUUAUGGACAAGGCUAUCAGUGGACUGAUGGAGCGAUCAAAAACGGCUGCUGUUUUUGGCUUCCCCGGAAACGCACUUGAGUGUGAAAUUGACUUGGUGCCCUCGCCAUCACCCCCCUAAAAACCCUUUCUCAUACACAGACACAUUCUCACACACACACACACACACACACACACACACACACAUACAGUGCACACACACAUAUUAACCUGCCAGCUUCAAGGUGCCCCAAGUCUUCGCUCUUUCCCUCCCCCCCCCCCCCCCCCCUCAGUGCCUGAGAGAGUGAGAUGCUCAUACACAGCAUUGCAAAUGAGUGACAGCUUCACAAAUGAAGGUUAGAUAAGGACAAGCCCACAGCUGCAGUUCAAGAAUGUUAUAGGAAAAACUGUGAAAAAAUCAU
This is a messenger RNA of Astyanax mexicanus (Mexican tetra), 7192 nucleotides long. RefSeq names its product gamma-aminobutyric acid type A receptor subunit alpha4 (gene gabra4). The record is from RefSeq and is a predicted model, not a curated record. Gene Ontology annotation, molecular function: GABA-gated chloride ion channel activity; GABA-A receptor activity; inhibitory extracellular ligand-gated monoatomic ion channel activity. Gene Ontology annotation, biological process: signal transduction; nervous system process; gamma-aminobutyric acid signaling pathway. The coding region runs from base 530 to 2215 and encodes 561 amino acids. NCBI's taxonomy places the organism in Eukaryota, Metazoa, Chordata, Actinopteri, Characiformes, Acestrorhamphidae. The transcript has 9 exons. Gene Ontology annotation, cellular component: postsynapse; GABA-A receptor complex; neuron projection.